Messenger RNA from Betta splendens (Siamese fighting fish), 3169 nucleotides. RefSeq names its product transmembrane protein, adipocyte asscociated 1 (gene tpra1). Gene Ontology annotation, cellular component: plasma membrane. NCBI's taxonomy places the organism in Eukaryota, Metazoa, Chordata, Actinopteri, Anabantiformes, Osphronemidae. Gene Ontology annotation, molecular function: G protein-coupled receptor activity. Gene Ontology annotation, biological process: G protein-coupled receptor signaling pathway. The record is from RefSeq and is a predicted model, not a curated record. Bases 172 to 1344 code for a protein of 390 amino acids. The transcript is spliced from 11 exons.
GCUUGUUUGGCGACGGAAUCAGCUGACCACACAAGGGGAAAUUUGUUAACGAAAGUGCUCAGUACAGCCAUGUUCCGUAUUAGUGACCGAUGACAGUGUGUAUGACAGCCAAAGAAUUUUACACCCACUGCUGCUUCUCGAGUUCGUCUCUUCCGAACUGCCUCUGACACCAUGCUAGCCACAGUGACAGCUGUGGUUAGGUUUGCCCAAAACAAUGGCAGUAUUUUGCCCACAGCGUGGGACAACACAUCUGCAUUCCCAUCUUGGCAACCUGAUAGUGGAGCUAACAUCACCAAGCCACAUAAAUGCCUGCAGGUUCUGUAUGAGGAUGUUAGAGACUCCAGGGUACGGUUCUGGGACCUCUUACUGCUAGUGCCUAAUGUGGCAUUCUUCAUAUUUCUGAUGUGGAAGCUUCCCUCAGCUAGGGCAAAGAUUCGAGUAACCUCCAGCCCUAUUUUUGUCACCUUUUACCUGCUGGUGUUUGUAGUUGCAGCAGUUGGAAUUACCCGGGCUAUCGUGUCCAUGACUGUUAGUGCAUCCAGCGCUGCCACCAUUAUAGACAAAGUCUUGUGGGAAAUCACCCGUUUCUUCUUGCUGGCUAUUGAACUCAGCGUAGUCAUCUUGGGGUUGGCCUUUGCUCACCUGGAGAGCAAAUCUAGUAUUAAGCGUGUGCUGGCUAUCACUGCUGUACUGGCUCUGGCCUAUUCCAUUACACAGGGGACUCUAGAGAUCCUGUAUCCAGACAGUCACCUGUCUGCUGAGGACUUUAACAUCUAUGGCCAUGGAGGACGGCACUUCUGGUUGGCCAGCUCCUGCUUCUUCUUCCUGGUGUACUCUUUGAUUGUGAUUUUGCCUAAAACUCCACUGAAGGAGAGAAUAUCUCUGCCAUCUAAGAGGAGUUUCUAUGUGUAUGCUGCCAUCCUGUCUUUACUGAACUUUGUCCAGGGUCUGGGCAGUGCUCUCCUGUGUGCUGGAAUCAUAGAGGGACUCUGCUGUGUGGAUGUCACCACCUUCCUGUAUUUUUCUGCCUUUGCUCCUCUCAUUUACGUCACAUUCCUCAAAGGCUUCUUUGGCUCUGAGCCCAAGAUCCUUUUCUCCUACAAGUCGCAGAUGGAUGAGCCUGAUGACAGUGACGUCCACCUUCCCCCAACUGUUGCUACAACUCUCGGUCGAAAGGAGCUGACCGACCAGGGCUUGUUUUACUCCUCCACCCAAAUCGAUGGCUCAGGUCCGGGAAGCUCUCGUGUGCUUGGCGCAUACUUGGAUGAUGUCGCUUCUGGACCCUAUGGGUCUAGCAGCUUCAAUAGUAUUGAUGCUGACCGAUGGAGACCUAUCAAUGCUUAAAAGAAUGAAGGGUAGAAUACAGAGACAGAGAGAGAGAGACAGCAGUGCAGCUGGUACUCCUGCUAGUAGCAAGUUCGGGGUGGUGAGCAGAAAAUGCAGAAAGUAGCUGGACACCAAGGACGGGUUAUAUUAGUGAAACUUUGAGGCAAGAAGUGGACACUUAAGAAGAGACCAUUGCCAGCCAGUUAUCUGCACAACUGUAAACUCAGCAACUGCUUUUGCAACACUGUUGCCUCAGUUCAGUGCUGCUGUAGCUGCACACUAGAAGCAACGUCCAUCAUUGUGGCUCUAACAGACUUUGGGCUAACAGACUCGUCUUAGCAAAUCCUAUGUCAUUCCACCAUUGACGGCUCAAACCUUUAUGAUGUUUUAGCACAUUUUAAGUACACAGGUCUUUAAAAUCUAACAUUCUUUAAUGUCUUCUCAACAUCUGUACAUGCCCCCUAAAGGCUUUGAGUAAGUGCAUUUCCAACUUCAUCUGCUGCCAAGUCAUUCACCUGUCACUCUUCCCCUGUGGGUUGGUUACUAGUGUUACUUUGUGCUGAAAGGUGGGCUUUGUUAUCUUGUAUAAGUCUCUACUAUUAACAAUGGUGGUUAUUAUGAUGGCUGCCACUGCAGUAUGAUGAGGAAUUAGUAUCACCUAAAUAUCAGGUUAGUGUUAAACAUCCCAAACCAGACCAAGGACAGUUGUUGAAUGUAUUCAACUUGUAUCUCAACCACAAAUCUGUCUACUUUUGAUUUUUUUCCCAUUUUGUCUGCUUAUGCUGGAAUGACGUAUACCAAAUUAUUCAUGCCUGUGACUAAGAGGCACAUUUGUUGACCUCCAGCUCAUUAAGAAAAUGUUAUGUGCGUAAUCAUCCACUGUGUUUUGGUUGUUUUAAAUCAAAUGUGCUUUCAUUUCUUUGCUGAUCCAGGGGAGUUCUUUUAUUUUGCUGCUAAUGUCUUUUUUUUCUCCUGUGCUCUAAGUUUUAUUGCAAGAUGUGAUACUCAUUCAGGAUUGCUCAGUUUUAGUAUCUAAAGUGUUAUUGAUACACUUCUAAUAUACUCUUGAUUCUUUCUGAGCCAAAGAGGAUCAGGCACAUGGAAAAAUAGUUCAACAUGGUGUCGGGUACAAAAGUCCAGAAAGACUGUUUCCAUUCUGAUUUUUUCCUCCUUUUUAAUUGUUUUUUUAAAUGUCUUUCUUUCUAUAUUAAGACAACCUCAUUCUAGUGCAUUAUGUACCAGCGUGAUGUUAUUCAUUUUGUUUGACAAAACAACUGUGCUAGGUUUUGCUCUGCAAAUGCUAUAUAUUUGGUAUGAAUUAAUUAUUGUCUUAAGCUAGCAUUAGAUGUUGGUGACCUGUAUGCACAAAACAGAUGGUUACCUUUCAUUUUUCACUCUUGUGAAACAACUAAAAAGGUAAUGAAUUUAUAGGAUAUACAGCAUAUACCCAGCAUGAAAUUAUAAAUAGUCUUAAUCAUAUUUGAAUGAUGGUAACCAAUGCUGUAUUACUUGGAGUUAGAACCGUCAGGGGAAAUCUGUGUUAUUUCAUGACAUAAAUUCAGUGUCUGGCAAUGAAAUGUGCUGUCUUGAUACGAUAUAAGAUGUUCAGUGGUGAAAUCAUUUAGCAGCUGAGGUGAGAAUUGCCUUUUUUAUUUAAGUGCAUUAAUUGGAAAACAUUAAUGCAGCGAGUGAGCAUUUCGUGACCUACAGAAUAAACCACAAACACUUUCAUUUUGUUUAAGUUGGACAACAUGCAAAUUAUAGUUUGUUUAAAUGUUUAAAAUCUAUGAUUCCAUUGUCUGCUUUUUGAGAAUUACAAUUCGGGAUAAACGUUUUAAAACAC